This is a messenger RNA of Echinostoma caproni, 897 nucleotides long. NCBI's taxonomy places the organism in Eukaryota, Metazoa, Platyhelminthes, Trematoda, Plagiorchiida, Echinostomatidae. The record is from the annotation of a GenBank genome assembly.
AUGUUGGAGGGCUGUCGUGGAGCUGAAGAGGCGUUCGGAGUAUGCUAUUAUCGAGGAAAACUUAUCCUGUUGUCCAGCCUUGUUGUUGGAAUUGCGAUUGGCCUGCGAUUGUCAGUGAAAUCAUGGCAACCCGGCUCUUUGACUACGAUUUUGGAUGCUCUGAUUCUAUUUGGCUCUGAUUGGAUAUUCCGAUGGAAUCUGACCACAAAUCGCCAGACAACUCCGUUUAAAGGCAUCGAUCCGGAUGCGGAUUUUGAUCCGCACCUACGCCCACCUAGCUGUUUGCGCUACCCAUUCCACGUAGAUCUUCUCGAGGAAAAUGUACACCUAAGUCUGUUGGGUUAUGUGUUCAAAAUACCUCCCAGUGAUUCGAUUUUUGGACCUCACGGAUCAUACACGACAUAUACAGGGUAUGACGCAACCUAUCGGUUUUUGGGCGAGAACAGUCAGUUACGUUAUGCAUUGGACGGUGUGGAAACACGUGGUUUGGCCGAUCUCCUGCGUUGGUUUCAAUUUCUCUCAUCGCGUUACCAAUGCGUCGGCCAUCUUCCUGGCCUGUAUUUCGAUCCCAUGGGUGAUCCAACUGCCUACACAAAAUCGAUCUUUACCACAUGGGAGCACAUGAUUGAAGAUCAGAUCACGAUGCUGGUCACGUUUCCACGUUGUCAACAGAUGCGUGAUUUCGACACAGAGCUCACAUACGUGACAUGUCCCGAUGAAAUAAAACCGAAUGGCAAAGAACUUAUUUCGCGCUAUCCUAGACUUUUGGUCGAGCUUAGUCGACGUGCUCCACGUUGUGCAUGUGUGAGCACUGGUCUGGCCAAUCCACCGACCAACUUGUUACCUUAUCCCCAGUGUGAUCCAAGUUUGACCAGAUGUCAGUCUGUGCCCAGUUGA